AUGUCAAUAAUCAAAUACACUGCCAAACUUCCAUCACCUUAUCCUCUCUCCGAAGUCAGCAAUCAAUUAUUUUCACUCACAAGAAAUAAUCAAACUUUCAAUUUUCGAAUUGAUAUUUAUUCAAUUUCUUCCCAAUCUCUAACAAGAUCCUUUGCAACCAAGGGAGUUUUUCUAAGAGAAUCGGCAACAAUCUUCCUAUUAGAAAAUAAUGAUGAGCAAAGAAUGGUUGCUCAAUAUUGUCAUGGCUAUGGACCUUGUUCAAAUAUGAGCUCAUUCUAUGGAUAUAUUGUUGGACAAUCAGGAGGAGAACAAGAUGAUAAUAGUUUUGAACAUGACAUGUUUGCUAAUUUUACAAAAGCAAUUCAAAAACACUUUGAAUUGAAUUGGAAACAAAACUAA
Molecule: messenger RNA, 399 nt
Organism: Naegleria gruberi
Lineage: Eukaryota; Heterolobosea; Eutetramitea; Acrasida; Naegleriidae
Exons: 1
Coding region: 1-399 (132 amino acids)
Source: RefSeq, a predicted model, not a curated record